Messenger RNA from Platichthys flesus (European flounder), 3917 nucleotides. It is a transcript of the gene stard3, whose product is annotated as StAR related lipid transfer domain containing 3. Bases 348 to 1703 code for a protein of 451 amino acids. The transcript is spliced from 15 exons. Gene Ontology annotation, cellular component: late endosome. The record is from RefSeq and is a predicted model, not a curated record. NCBI's taxonomy places the organism in Eukaryota, Metazoa, Chordata, Actinopteri, Pleuronectiformes, Pleuronectidae. Gene Ontology annotation, molecular function: cholesterol transfer activity; cholesterol binding.
UUUAAUGUCUGAAAUGUAGCUUUUUAUUAGAUGUUUCGUAACGUAGAGUCAAGUUAACCACACGUCCUGCUUCUCACCGUCAUUUUCUAGCGUUACCAGCAAAUGUCAGUUUCUAAAAUACUGUCCGUAUCCCCUUGUUUUCACGGGGGAACCUCACAGUUAGCGAGUGAAACUAACUUGCACAGAAAGGGAAGAUGAGUUAGCCGUCGGAGGCUAACCGAGGCAGCUAGCUACUCUGGCCCUGUCACUUCUUCGUUUGCUGCUUCGUCUCGUCGGCGUCUGUUGACAGGAGAUAAACACAAGAGUGUGGCAGCGACUUUGGGGGAGUUUCCUGUCUCACCGCAGGAAUGCCGGGUGGAGAGUACGGGGAGCUCGGGGCCAGUCUCCCCGCCAUCGCCUCCCUGAACGCCUCCUACUCUACAUCAAUGUCCAUCCCGUCCCCGUACCUGUUUGCACCACCUGCUGAGCGCAGGGUCAUCUCUGACGUCCGCCGCACCUUCUGUCUCUUUGUGACGUUCGACCUGCUCUUCAUAUCGCUUCUCUGGAUUAUUGAGUUGAACAUCUCCAGCAACAUUUGGACCAGUUUAGGAGACGAAGUUAUCCGCUAUAACUUCCGGUCUUCCUUCUUCGACAUCUUUCUUCUCGCCAUCUUUCGUUUCCUGUGUCUACAAGUGGGUUACGCUGCCUUUCGGUUAAAGCACUGGUGGGUAAUUGCGAUUACCACUUUAGUGACCACUGUCUUCCUGGUCGUGAAGGUCAUCGUAUCUAAUUUGCUGUCCCAGAAUGCCUUUGGCUACGUUCUGCCCAUCACCUCUUUUGUGGUGGCCUGGCUGGAGACCUGGUUUCUUGACUUCAAAGUGCUCACGCAGGAGGCAGAUGACGAAAGAGCCUACCUAGCAGCGGUGAACGCGGCCUGGCUACGGGCUCCUAUGAUCUACCCCUCGGCCGUUUCAGACGGACAAUUCUACUCCCCACCUGAAUCCGUCGCAGGCUCCGAAGAGGAUCUGGAUGAGGAGGGUCUUGGGCGCAGAGCUGUCACCAAUCAGGAGAAGGAGUACGUCCGACAGGGUCGUGAGGCCUUGUCUGUGGUCGAACAGAUCCUAGCCCAGGAGGACGGAUGGAAAUUUGAAAAAAACAAUGAAAUGGGAGACUCUGUCUACACCCUGGAGAUUCCCUUCCAUGGAAAGACUUUCAUUCUCAAGGCUUUCAUGCAGUGUCCUGCUGAGCUGGUGUAUCAGGAGGUGAUUCUGCAGCCAGAGAAGAUGGUCCAGUGGAACAAAACGGUUUCCGCCUGCCAGAUCCUCCAGAGGGUUGACGACAACACACUUAUUUCAUACGACGUCUCUGCUGGAGCAGCGGGGGGAGUUGUGUCUGCCAGGGACUUUGUUAACGUUCGACGGGUGGAGCGCAAACGAGACUGCUACCUGUCUGCCGGUAUGGCAACCGACCACGACGCCAAGCCCCCAUGUGGUCGCUACGUCAGGGGGGAGAACGGUCCUGGAGGAUUUGUGGUCCUCAAAUCCAGCAGUAACCCGUCGGUCUGCACCUUCAUCUGGGUCCUCAACACGGAGUUGAAGGGCCGUCUGCCCCGCUACCUCAUCCACCAGAGUUUGGCCGCCACCAUGUUUGAAUUUAUGUCCCAUUUACGGCAACGUAUCGCUGACCUGCGGCCCUCUCUGCGCUCCCACCAGCAGCACACUUAAAACAGCAGAGACACCGGACUGUGCCACAGCUGGUUGGGAGGUAUCACUACUGGGCUUUUGUAUACGUAUAUUCAAAUCAGCGGAACACGUGCAAUGAGCACAGCAGUGCUCUCGUGACACAUUGAGCUGAAGGGAUGUGCCAUAGUGACUGAAAAGACUGCAGCUUGAAGCAUAGGAGAUGUGAGACAUGUGACCAAGCAUUCACCACAUUUCAGUCACAUGAGAAGAGGAGUAAUUUGGUUUUCAAAGACGUUCUUCUUCUUUAUGGAAGGUCAACAAUGUUUUUUUUUUUUUUUCUAGUGUGAUCACAUACAUAUUUUUGAGAAGACCUGAUGUUAUUUGGCCCCUCGCUGUACGAGGAGAGCCGUUUUCUGGGCGCAUCACUCACACAAGAAGACCUGGAUGAAGACGGGGGUCGAUUCUCACCGUCUGACGUAUUUCAAAAUGAAACCGAUAUACUGAGCCUUAUCUUACUGUUGGCCAUUGAUUUGCUGCCUUUUUGUGUGUUUUCACUGCAAUGUUAUAAAUGUUUCUCUGGUGCGCCAGUCAUAAAGCAAACCCAUACUUCAGUCCCACCUUCAAGGGACAUGUCAUUUGAAGGAGUAAAAGCUGUUUUCCACGGUUAAUUCUCUUUAACGACACUGUGAUAGAUGGUAAAAGCAGCAUCACUAGAAGAAGAUGCCACUUACCCACCCAGUGAAAUUCUCUAAGGCCGUUUUCGAAUAUGAAGAAUGCAGCGCAAGACUGUCAGACCCUUUCCCAAAGACAGAAAACUCUGGAGCUUUCAGGCGGGGGGGGGCACCCGGGUAGAGCAAGCAGCUGGCAGGACAUGAUGUGUAUAUUCCGCUGUGGAAAUUACAUGUUUGUUGUUUACAGCACAUUGACACCAUAUCAUCAACAGCUCUCAAGUCUUUAUUAAUUGGAAAUUGACAUUUUGGUCGGCGUCCUCUCUGUAUCUCACCUCUUUUCAUGCUGAGAUACUUGGGCUAUUUUUCUUUAUUUCAGUUUUGCGUUCGUGGCGUGAUUAAACAACUUCUACACGCCCUACUGCUCGACAUGUAUUGUCACAGGGGCCCGCUCUGACAUUUUGCUUGUCGGCUUUGAGGAAAAGUUGUAGAAAUGUCUUCCACGACUGGCUCAGAUAUUCACCUUCUCACAUGCAGCCACAUAGAGCCCCUCCAGAAGUUUUCUGGAAAAUGUCCGAGGUUCAGUGCAUGUCUAAAAGCAGCUUUAAUUUGACAGCUCCCUUUCUGCAACUGCAAAGACUUGUUAUCUAAUCCUCUUAAAUCUAAUCAACUUUUUUCUGAGGGUUUCUCAAAACUGCUUUUGUGCUGCACUUUAUCAUCCGAAGUCAAACCAGGCUUUUGCAUUUGCAUUUGCAUUUGCAUCACAUACUAACAAUAUUAUAUAUUGUUAGUCAGGGUCGUCUGCCCCGCUACCUCAUCCACCAUUGUUAGUAUGUGAUGCAAAUGCAUUAUCGGGCUCGAUUAGUACUGGAGGAUGAUGCUCACACAUCGUGACGCUGUACACGCUCUGAAGUUGUACUUUUGUAUCCAUUAACCUCAAGUGGCCUUGUGGUAAAAGAAGCUGAGCUCAUUCAAGUCAUCAACAGUUCUGAAUGUGCUGACAUUAGUACUGGUCUCCCCUCAGGCACUCAGAUGGAGGAUUGAAGUUUUUCUAUCACUUCUUACAUUCUGAUUACUGCGUGUUAGUUUUGCUUCAAACAUCUUUAUCUCAGUGUUGUGACGGACCUCAGAAAAUCGUUUAAAUAAUUUCACAAAACCUGGUCAUAGGUCCAAAAUCACUGCGGAGUUGAAGCAGAGUGAGCAGAGCAGGCAGGACACUUUGGUUCUCACUCGCAAGCUGUCAACCAUCUGAAAAGAGUCCAUGUCCAAAAGUGGUGGUAAUUGCGAUUUUUCUGUUUUAGCUGUUUAUCAUACUGAAGGAAUGUUAAAUGAAAUCAGCGUUCUGGUGCCUUUUUAUCACUCUCCCCUCACGUCCGGCUUUUUCUUUUGCUUUACUCUGUCAUGUCCAUGUAUGCCAUAUUCACAUGAAACAUGCUUACAGUACUUAAGUUUGUGUCUUUCUUUUUAAUAGCUUUUGAAUGUAAUUUAUCAUAAAUCAUUCAACCAACAUGUUAAUUUAAACCAACAGUCAAACAGUUUUUAUUGAGUCUUAACCAGUGUCUGAUGUUUAAUAAAAUAUACAAAGUCA